GCCUUUUGUGUUGGUCACUUCCCAGUUCUCUUUAUAAAUACGCUGCUCCCUUCACUUCCACACCUCAUCAAGCUGCCUAACCUAAUUAAUUACUCUCUUGUUUACUACUACUACUGCAAAUCAACAAACAAACCACACACAGUCACACACUAGCUAGUAGUACUCGAGCGUACGUAUUGCAUCUCCCCCGCGUUUACCAUCACACACUCUCUCAAUUAUCAUGGCAAACAAAAUUUCCUCUUUGCUCGCGUUUUUUUGUAUCAUCGUUGCCUUCGUCCUACAGUUCAGUUUGAUCAAAGCUGAUUAUGGAGGUUGGCAAGGUGCCCAUGCCACCUUCUACGGUGGCGGCGACGCUUCCGGGACUAUGGGGGGUGCAUGUGGAUAUGGAAACCUGUACAGUCAAGGGUACGGAACGAACACUGCAGCUCUCAGCACGGCGUUGUUCAACAAUGGCUUAACCUGCGGGGCCUGCUAUGAGAUGAGAUGCGACGGCGACCCGAAAUGGUGUCUGGGUGGCACCAUCACAGUCACCGCCACAAACUUUUGCCCGCCAAACUUCGCAUUGCCAAAUGACAAUGGCGGGUGGUGCAAUCCUCCCCGCCAGCACUUCGACCUCGCCGAGCCAGCUUUCUUGCAAAUUGCUCAAUAUCGUGCCGGGAUCGUGCCCGUCGCUUACCGAAGGGUGCCCUGUGCUAAGAAGGGAGGUAUCAGGUUCACCAUCAACGGCCACUCCUUCUUCAACUUGGUUUUGGUCACCAACGUCGCGGGUGCAGGAGAUAUCCAUACGGUUUCGAUCAAAGGGUCGAGGACUGGGUGGCAAACCAUGUCCAGAAAUUGGGGUCAAAAUUGGCAGAGCAACUCUCACCUCAAUGGCCAGAGCCUAUCAAUUAUGGUCACCGCAAGUGACGGUAGAACUGUCACCAGCUACAGCGUGGCCCCUGCUAAUUGGCAGUUUGGUCAGACCUUUGAAGGCGGUCAAUUCUAGAAUUUCACCCUUAAUAAUUAGUAAUAUUAACAUACGGGGAGUUGCACUGCAUUAUUAGUAGUAAAGCAGAAAAAAACUAUACACAAAUAGCAAUGGAUUUUUUGGGACAAGUCCCAGGGCAAGGUUGGAGCAAUGGAUGGUCGGUGGUAGUAAAAGCUGAGGUUGCUAUUCAGCACCCGCUUGGGGUUUCUUCUUUUCCUCUUCCUUUAUUUUUAGUUUUUUUUUUUUGGUGAGUGAGAGAAUUCGCUCUACAGUCUACGAUUAGGCCAAAAUCCGCGAGUCAAUUGGCCUUAUUUGUAUUACUUACUACGUAGUAUGUGCAUUGUAAUUCUGAGAAGAAUUACAAUUAUGUAAACGGGUGGUACUAUAGUCUCUAUUAUGUAAGCGGGUGGUCGUUAACAAGUUCUCGAGUCUCUAUUAAAUAUUAAUUAAUAGUCAAGCCUUUAUUGUUCUAAUGCUA
This is a messenger RNA of Coffea eugenioides, 1445 nucleotides long. RefSeq names its product expansin-A2-like. The transcript has 3 exons. The record is from RefSeq and is a predicted model, not a curated record. Gene Ontology annotation, cellular component: extracellular region. The coding region runs from base 221 to 985 and encodes 254 amino acids. NCBI's taxonomy places the organism in Eukaryota, Viridiplantae, Streptophyta, Magnoliopsida, Gentianales, Rubiaceae. Gene Ontology annotation, biological process: plant-type cell wall organization.